This is a messenger RNA of Pyricularia oryzae 70-15, 3363 nucleotides long. RefSeq lists its product as uncharacterized. The transcript has 2 exons. Bases 220 to 1974 code for a protein of 584 amino acids. NCBI's taxonomy places the organism in Eukaryota, Fungi, Ascomycota, Sordariomycetes, Magnaporthales, Pyriculariaceae. The record is from RefSeq and is a predicted model, not a curated record. Gene Ontology annotation, molecular function: D-serine ammonia-lyase activity. Gene Ontology annotation, biological process: D-serine catabolic process.
CACGAUUGAUAGCCAAAGUACCUAUUCAAUAGUAGAUAGGGCGCCAGUUGUUGCAUGGCAGUAUACAGGCAUAUGCUGUGACGCCGUAUCCCCAUACUUUCAGGGUUUUCAUGCAUCCGUCAUACCGUGUGGAGGGACGCCUGCAGAAUUGCCCCUCAUUUCCUCGCUAUGCUCCUCCACUUUCCCCGACGGAAAGAUUGGUUUUACACAGCUUGACAGAUGUUAUUCGGGGCUGAGGGAGCUGACCAUGAUAUUCGUCUUAAGAAGCUUGUCUCUCUUGGCCCACAGGCAACCGGCAACGGUUACCAGGGAAGGCAUGGGGUUCUACAACUGAAUCAGGUACUGGUACUGCUGCAGCCCCUCAUCCCUAAACUGCGCACACCAAACCCAAUUCAUCUGAUACCCAUCUCCAAUCAAUUGGGGGAAAACAAAAGAAAAGAAAAAAAAGAGACAAAUAUUCCAACAUUCAACACCCACAAAACCCUGACAAUGUCCCAACCACCCCGUCUCUACCCCUCCUCCCCCCGCGACGCCCUCGUCUCGCAGUACGUAGGGCAGCCGCUCUCGGCCCUGCCCACGCCGGCCGCGGUGCUGGACGUGGCCGCGGUGCGCCGCAACUGCGCCCGCAUGCUGUCGUGCGCGCGGGACCUGGGCCUGCAGUGGCGGGCGCACGUCAAGACGCACAAGACGGCCGAGGUCACGCGCCUGCAGGUCGGCGACUCGGACGCCGACGGGCCCGCGCGCAUCGUCGUCUCCACGCUCGAGGAGGCAGAGUUCCUCCUCCCGCUGCUGCGCGAGUACGGCGGCCGCGGACGCCCCGUCAACGUCCUGUACGGCCUGCCGCUCCCGCCCGGACAGCUGGCGCGCCUCGCCGCGCUGGGGCGGGAGCUGGGCCCCGGCAGCAUCAGUGUGCUGGUCGACCACCCGGCGCAGCUGGAGUGCUUGGAAAAGUUUGCGCAGGCCGGCGCGGACGCCCGCGUCGUCCCGCACGCCUACAUCAAGAUCGACAUGGGCGGCAGGCGGGCGGGCGUGCAGCUCGAGAGCGCGGCGUUCACGGCCGUCGUCGAGGCGGCGCUGCGGGCGCACGACGCGGGCGCCGUCGUCCUGAGCGGCCUGUACUCGCACGCCGGGCACUCUUAUGCCGGCGACAGCCGGGCCGCGGCCGUCGCCAUGAUGGCUGCCGAGAUUGGCGCGCUGGUGCGGGCCGCCGACGCGGUGGUCGAGGCACGGGCUGCGGGCGCGGGCAAGGGGCUGCCGCCGCUGGUGCUCUCGGCCGGAGCGUCGCCGACGGCGCUGGCGGUGCAGAACUUGUUGAGCGGCGAGAUGGAGCAGAUGGCGAGCGGGGCGGGGAUGCCAGACGACGCGGGGGCGCCGCGGCAGCUGAUGGCGGCGGUGCUGGACCUGGGGGCGCUGCUGGAGGAGGUGCAGGAAAAGGGCCACGUGGCGGAGAUGCACGCGGGGGUGUACCCGCUGCUGGACAUGCAGCAGCUGGCGGCGCGGUCGACGGCCCGGUCGGCGCUGUCGUGGCGCGACGUGGCGCUGACGGUGCUGGCCGAGGUCUGCAGCGUGUACCCGGGCCGCGGCGACGGGGGCACGCCCGAGGCGCUGUGCGGGGCGGGCGGCCUGGCGCUGGGCAGGGAGUUUUGCAAGGCCUACCCGGGCAUGGCGGUCGUGUCGCCGUGGGGCAGGGCGGACGCCGCGGGGACGCCGCUGGCCCUGCCGGACUGCGACGUCGAGGACUACGAGGGCUGGAUGGUCGGGCGGUUCGCGCAGGAGCACGGCAUCCUGACCUGGAGGGGGAGGAGCGGCGAGGGGGUGGUGGAUGAGCUGGCGGUUGGGCAAAAGAUUCGCCUCUGGCCCAACCAUGCCUGCAUCACGAGCAGUCACUUUGGGUGGUAUUUUGUGGUCGACUCGGACAGGGUGGGCAAGGAGGAUGAGGUGGUUGAUAUUUAUAUCAAGACGAGGGGAUGGUGAUGUCGUGUUGGAAAGAGGACAUGAGGAAAUGCUUGAGAGAUGAUUUUUGCAUUCUUGUGUUUUGCAAUUGCAUCAUGGUAAUUCAGUGAGGUGUGCAAUUUGACCCGGAAGUCUCUUGCUGAACAACGCCAAAAAAGGAACAAACAAGAAAAAAAAAAGAAAAAAAAAACACAACUCCCAAGCCCAACCGUCAGAAUCUAGUCAGCCCUCGUCGACUCGGCCGCAGCUCCAAAAACCUCGAGCGCAUGCCCCAGCCGAUCCCUGACCAGCUCCAACCUGGGCAGCACAUCCGGCCCCAGCGGCAGCGCCGUCUCGCCCUGUCGGCCCUCGCCCACGCCCGCGCCCACAACCACGUCGACAAUGACCUUGGCCGCCUUGUCCGCGUCGCCCGCCGCCUUCAAGGUCCCGGCGGCCAUGAGGCCGAUCAUGUCGUGCACCGUGGUGCCGUGGUAGUCGUCCGCCAGCGGGGCGGCCCCGGUGCGCGCCGCGUUGGCCAUGUUGGUGCCAAAGGUGCCCAGGUAGGCCGUGACCACGCGCACGUUGAAGUCGGCCACUUCCUUGGCGAGGACUUUGCAGACGCCUGUGGGUUUUGUCAGAAUAAAAAGUUGGAUCUCCGUCUUUCCGUCUCCACAGGGCAGCACUCACCAUCCAUGGCCGCCUUGGCCCCAGCAUAGACACCCAUGCUCUCGCGGCCCUCCAGCCCAGCCCCCGAGCUGACGUUGACCACGACGCCAAAGCGCCUCCUCCGCAUGUGGGGCAGCACCGCCCUGACGAGCCUGUAGGGCCCAAAAAACACCGUCUCGAACUGGUCGCGCACCUCGGCCUCCUCAAACUGCUCCACGGCCUGGUGGAUCGACCAGCCGGCGUUGUUGAUCAGGACGUCGAUGGCGGUGCCGCCCUGCUCGAGGCCCUCGACCAGCCUCCCGCCGGCGUCGGGGCUGUCGACGUCCAGAGCCAGCCAGCGGCCGCCUGCGCUCUCGAUCUCGGCGACCAGGGCCGGCGUCCGAGAUGGGUUGCGGCUGGUCGCCACGACGACGUGGCCUGCGGACUGGAUGGCGCGGCACAGGGCCAGGCCGAGGCCGGAGGAGCAGCCCGUCACGAGAAAGGUGAGCGGGCGCGACGGGGUGGUGAAUUGGGUGGUUGGGAUGGCCGUCAGCGUCUUGUUGGAUGACUGGGACAUGGUUGCUGCUGUGCGUGCUGCUGUGUGCGUCCUGCUUUACUGUGGUUGGAUCGUCUGCGAGUGUCGCAUUUGCUCCAAGGUUCAUGUGUUCAACUUCAUGAUGAAAGUAAUGUUGGAGAUGCCGCAAAAAUCUGUUAUAUAUAUAGUAUUGCAAUGUUUGGUUCCAUUUGCCAUCAUCCAGCGUCAUUCAUUGUGUAUAUCACAUCGCA